This is a messenger RNA of Plasmodium berghei ANKA, 993 nucleotides long. RefSeq names its product AP2 domain transcription factor, putative. NCBI's taxonomy places the organism in Eukaryota, Apicomplexa, Aconoidasida, Haemosporida, Plasmodiidae. Gene Ontology annotation, biological process: regulation of DNA-templated transcription. The coding region runs from base 1 to 993 and encodes 330 amino acids. Gene Ontology annotation, molecular function: DNA-binding transcription factor activity. The transcript has a single exon. The record is from RefSeq and is a predicted model, not a curated record.
AUGAUUUUUAGAUAUUUUCAUUGUAUGGUUAAUACACAUAACUUUCAAGGAAAUAAAAUAUUAAGCAAACAAUUUCUACAAAAUGAUCUAAACGCAUAUAAAAAAAACAUCAUCCUAACCAAUGUAUCAAAUUAUAUGAUAAAAGAAGGGGAUAUAAAACAAAAGGAACAAAUAAAUAACGAUCAAUUCAAACAUAAAUGUUGUUAUAAUUACGCCUUAAGUAAUAAUUAUUUUAUUUACCCUAAGUAUAAUUCGCUUUUUAUUAAUGGGAUUUUCAAUAACAUAAAUAAUAAUGUAGGCCCAUAUUAUGGGAAUAUAUUUUAUAAGGAUAAAAUGUUUUUUAGUGGGCGAAGUGGAGGAUUAAAAAGAAAAAAAAAAAAAAAAGAUGAAAGAGUAAUUAAUACAUGUUCUGCUAAAAGGUUAGAAUUUUUUUAUCCCAAAAAAAAAAGAAGACAGCGUGUUGGUUUAAUACAAAAUAGCAGAAAAAAUAUAGUCUAUGAUAAUGUAUUAAAAAGGUUUCUGGUUUACUAUUACAAACAAGGCAUUCAGGUUUUCCGAAGUUUUAGCUGUAAAAAAAAAAAAAAAUUUGAAUCUGCUAGGAAUAAAGCUAUAAUACUAUCCAAACAAUAUAAUAAAAAAUAUACAAGGAAAAGAAAUCUCGAAAAAGAUAACAGUAAAGACCAUUUGAUAAUUAAUAAUAGUACUAAUCUAGUUGUUAGGCAUGAUUAUGAUAUUCGAAAAAAAGUAAAAAUCGUUCCUGAUAAAAAUAAAAGUGGAUAUAGAGGAGUUUUUUACGAUUCCUCGUACCAUGCAUAUAUAUGCACUUAUAAUGAAGCGGGAAUUAGAAAGUACCAAAUUUUUAAAAUAAAAAAUAACGAUUAUCUUGAAGCUUAUAACUUAGCAGUCAUGUGCAGAAGAUACAAGCUUUUUAAAAAUUACCAAUUUGUUUCCCAAAGGAAUAGAGUGCGUAGUGGACGAAUACACCUAAAAUGA